Molecule: messenger RNA, 237 nt
Organism: Enterobius vermicularis (human pinworm)
Lineage: Eukaryota; Metazoa; Nematoda; Chromadorea; Rhabditida; Oxyuridae
Source: the annotation of a GenBank genome assembly
AUGAUGAUGAUGAUGAUGAUUAUGAGUGGAAUGAUGGUAAGGAUGUUGAUGCUGCUGAUGAUGAUGGUGGUAGUGGUGCCGGUGAUGUUGGUGAUGUUGGUUGAUGAUGGGUAUGGAAGAAAGGAGGGAGGCACGUGGAUAAAGAGCGCGUACGCGGGUGGCUGGAGCGUUCGGCAGAGAGAGCUACUGGGCGAGGCUCGAGUGGCUGCGGGAUCGGAUUACUGCGCAGUUUUUUGA